This is a messenger RNA of Grus americana (Whooping crane), 2987 nucleotides long. RefSeq names its product nicotinamide riboside kinase 1 (gene NMRK1). Gene Ontology annotation, cellular component: cytoplasm. The transcript is spliced from 9 exons. NCBI's taxonomy places the organism in Eukaryota, Metazoa, Chordata, Aves, Gruiformes, Gruidae. Bases 1052 to 1798 code for a protein of 248 amino acids. The record is from RefSeq and is a predicted model, not a curated record.
UGCCGUGCCGUGCCGUGCCGUGCCGUGCCGUGCCGUGCCACAGGAGCUUCGUGCCCCGCGGGGGCCGCCCCACCGAGCUAAGCGCGCCUUGGCCGGCUCUGUAACCGGGCGUGAGAGGCGCGGGCUCUGCCUGCGUGGAAGCCUUCGGCCGGGACGGUUUGGUCUGGGUGCUGUGCCGGUGUCUCUAAGCAGCGGUUAAGGUUAAAUGUUAACGCCAGAGGCGCUGGAGUGUUGUGAGGUGUUGGGAGAAGCGUGGGUCUCCCCUCGGCCAGCCCAGGCGUGUGGGCUUGCUGCCCGGGACAGACGUUCCCUACCCGGUCUGGUGGUGCCUAAAGGCAGCGUGCUUCGGCUGUUACCGUGUGCUGGGGCCGUGCCACGCCGUGCCGCUAACGAUAGUUCUGUGUUAGCCUUAUAAUGCGUGUGUGUUCUGUUUAAAGAUGCUAAACUGAGCCUAGGUAGAGUAAUUUAGGAUUGCUGCGUUGCAACAUUGGUGAUAAAUUUGCCUUUGCAAUUUGUAUUAUGCAUUACUCGGGGGGGGGAACAAGAGUUAGUGGGCUUUUUCAUCCUCAUAGUUUUUGCCUUAGGCUGGAAUUAACUUUCAUAUAGGCAGUGACGUAAAUUAGAGUCCAAAGCUCAGCAUGUGUGUCUGGAUGUUAUUUAGUUUGUUACACAGCAUUUUUUGUGGGACAAAGGCUAAUCCUCUGGGACACAAACCUUACUGACGCUUUUUAGAGAAGAGCAUUGAGGGUUUGGGGGUUUGGGUUUUUUUGGGGGGUGUGUGCACUGAGUACCAUAACCUCCUGAGAACAGAUGCAUCUGUCGGCACUCGUUGAAUAGAUAGCCAAUACCAUAACCAUGUGAUGAAUCAUUGAAUCUGAGAUUUAUAAUAUUCUUAGAAAACCCUUGCAUGUUAACUUAUAAAUCUUGCCAGUGCCAACUACUGUAGGUAUGCAGCACCAUUGUAGAGCAAUGGCUAUCAUACUUGUGAUGACUCCUGGACUAGUCAGUAUGUCUUUUUUUUUUCUGACAGAAAAAAACUUUAAAAGUAACCAUGCAAAGAUCACAUCGCAGGCCUCUGAAACAGUUGAGCUUCUGGUCAUUGCACCAAAUGCAAAAGGAUACUAUUACUUCAGACUACGUUGAAAAAGAAGAAGUGAGGAGAAAACAAACUAUGACGGUGUUGGUUAUUGGCCUUGGAGGUGUAACAAAUGGGGGGAAAACAACACUGGCGGAAAAGCUGAAGAAAAUGCUUCCCAACUGUGAUAUAAUCUCUCAAGAUGACUUCUUUAAGCCAGAGUCUGAAGUAGAAACAGAUGAACACGGAUUUAAGCUGUAUGAUGUACUUGAUGCCCUCUAUAUGGAUGAAAUGGUGAAAAGUAUUCGCAAUUGGAUGAAAAGUCCAACAAGCUCAGGUGUUGUGAUGAGAGAGCCACAGAGUACAUGUGACAAACUGAAAAAUACGGAAGAUGUUUAUAUUUUGAUUGUUGAAGGCUUUCUGCUAUACAACUAUGAGCCGCUUAACGAACUAUGGGAUAGAAGAUAUUUUUUGACCCUUCCUUAUGAAGAGUGCAAAAGGAGAAGGAGCACCAGAGUCUAUCAGCCAGCAGAUACACCGGGGUACUUCGAUGGACAUGUGUGGCCUAUGUAUCUAAAAUAUAAAAAUGAAGUGGAAGAGAAUGCAAAUAACAUUGUUUAUUUGGAUGGAACAAAAUCCCAAGAGGAGCUUUUAUCCUGUGUGUAUAGUGAUAUAAUACAGGAAUUAAAGCUGAGGGAAGGAAACCAGCAGGUCACAGCAUGAUAAUGUAGAAAGCCUAGAUUCCAUGUGAUGUGACUUGAAACCCCCGAGCCUGUCACACUUGGCAAGCCAACCAACAGAGCAGAUGUUAUGUGUAUGUCCAUAAUACAUACAUAAAACACAUGUAGAUUUGUAUCAUUUUAAAUAACAUAACUGAUGUGUAAAUCUGAUUGAAUGCAUACAUUUAAAUAACGUACAUAUUUUUGUGUAUCACAAACUAAACUAUAAAGAUGCAGUACUGUUGGAUUAAUAAGCAUAUUUGAACAUGGAUGUAUGCAAUUUGAAUUGUUCAUAUAGGAAUGGCAGUGAUUACCUCUAAUAUUUUUACAAGCUUCUAAUCACUGAUAAACAUGACUAGAGGAACUAGCUAUAUGGUGUGGCAAUAGUAAGUUUAACAUUGUACAAGCUAUUACACUACUUAUUCAGUAACAGCUUCAGUUACUGAAUACAUCAUAAUUGAAUUUACUUAGGCUUGCUAAAUAUCUCUGUAGUGGUUGUCAAGUCAUUUGUCUGUUGUGUAUUGUUUGGAGCAAUUGGGAAUGGAUAUUCAAAAAAAACCCAACAAACCUGAAGAGAAGUCAAGUUGUUGGAAAAAGAUGGAGAAUUAAGAUGUUGUAGAGAAUGCAAAUGCAUCUCUAGGAAGAUUAAAUACAUGUAUUGUGCAAAGACUGAUUAUUGGGAUGGCAUGGACUACUAGACAAUAAAUGCAUGCUUCAAGGGGGAGGAAGGAAGAAAUAAUUCUUGUUAAUUUUCAUAGCUGAGGUUGAAAUUAUACUAAUUAAAGCAGAUGUGCUAAAUUUAUGUUAAAAUUUUGUUACAGGAUUUUUGUAUAUAUAUAUUUAGAUAAACUAGGAAAUUAGGGAGUUGAAUCAUCUUCAGUUGCUGAAUAAGUAAUGUAUUAACUUUUAUUUUCUAUACAACCUCUUACAUUUUUUCAGCCAGAAUAAAAAUCAAACUACAGACAUGAAAAGCAAAGGAUGGAAUAUAUUAGUUACUAUGUGUCAGCUGAACUGAUUGUGGUGAUAGAAAUGUAAUGCUUUAUUGUUAAAUGUUAAGAUUCCUCAACCUGUAUAUAAGGAAAAGUUCUUAAACAGAUUAGAGCUGUGUAAAGCUGUGUUUAAGACAAAGUACUUCUAAAUACUAUUUUGUAUUACUGUUUUGCAGUAAAUACUUCAAGAUGGAAUUGCUCAAA